UCAAGUGUCCAAUCAGUUGAUCUACUCGACACAAUCAAGUAAUCAUCAUGCCUGCUAAGACUAGUGGAAAAGGAGCCAAGAAGGCCGGUAAGGCCAAGGCCAGCCGUGCAGCUGGAGACAAGAAGAGGAGGAGGAAGCGAAAGGAAAGCUACGGAAUCUACAUCUACAAGGUUCUGAAGCAGGUUCACCCCGACACUGGUAUCUCAAGCCGUGCCAUGUCCAUCAUGAACAGCUUCGUCAACGAUGUCUUCGAACGUAUUGCCGGUGAGGCUUCCCGUCUUGCCCACUACAACAAGAAGUCCACCAUCAGCAGCCGUGAGGUCCAGACCGCUGUCCGUCUCCUCCUCCCUGGUGAAUUGGCCAAGCACGCCGUCUCUGAGGGCACCAAGGCCGUCACCAAGUACACCACCUCCAAGUAAAUUGGUCAUUGCCAUUUUACAACGAACGGCUCUUUUCAGAGCCACCAAUAUUUCAAGAAAGAACAAAGUUAUUAUCUCGUAUUACUUUCCAUUAGUUUAAUCAUGUAAUAGUAAGAUGAUGGGAAAUUCGAAUGAAAGACUGAAUGAAAUACAGUGAAAUAGAGAGCACAAGAGCAGAAAACAAGAAAAGUAGUAAAAGUCAGAGGGACAUAGAAAAAUAUACAGAGAAGUUUAUUUAAGCUUCCCGUGGGCUUAGUGAAACAAUUGCAUGUUACGAAAGAAAGAGACGUUACAAGGGAGAGUGAAAAGAAUAAAGAAAGUGCAGAAUGAAUUGAUAAGAAUUAUUUGAUGAAUGAAACUGAGCUAUGCUUCCCAUUAUAGGGACGGUACCAAUGUAAUGUAGGGCAAGAUGUCGACCUAUAAUCCUGACGUCAUUUUUUUUGUCAGUCUAUGUAGAGUUACCCGAUCCUGAUGAUUAUUUUUAUAGCCUUCUUUCUCUUACAUUCUUUUUAUAUUCA
Molecule: messenger RNA, 937 nt
Organism: Lytechinus pictus (painted urchin)
Lineage: Eukaryota; Metazoa; Echinodermata; Echinoidea; Temnopleuroida; Toxopneustidae
Product: late histone H2B.L4
Exons: 1
Coding region: 48-419 (123 amino acids)
Cellular component (GO): nucleosome
Molecular function (GO): protein heterodimerization activity; DNA binding; structural constituent of chromatin
Source: RefSeq, a predicted model, not a curated record